This is a messenger RNA of Parascedosporium putredinis, 2295 nucleotides long. The record is from the annotation of a GenBank genome assembly. NCBI's taxonomy places the organism in Eukaryota, Fungi, Ascomycota, Sordariomycetes, Microascales, Microascaceae.
AUGACGAGAGGCCUGGGGCUCACCCCGCUGCUUCGGCCGCUUCGGCAGCCCCAAUUGUCGCCGCGCACUUGCCCUCUGUACAUGUACCGACAACUUCCCCGAUCGCCAUUCCUUGGAGCAGCGCGUUGGCAGAGUACCGUCCCUCCGGAAGAGGAGGGGAGCAUUCCCAAGGACAAAGAUCGCGGGCACAUUGACAAGAGCGAAGCCGAGUCCUUGGUGUUCUUUGACAACCUAUUCCCGCUCAAGCUUAGCUAUAUCCUCCGAGGCCCAUGGCGAAACGAAACGCAAUUCAUCAGGUCAUUCGAGACCACGACCAUGGGUCUCAACGACCCCGUCCACACUAUCAAACGAGCCGUAGAGGAUUUGCCUUUAAAGAUUACUGAAAUCGUACCCCGAGUCAAGGACGGCGGCGCCUUUGUCAAGUUUGCCUACAACGAAGCUGUCCCACUCAGCGAAAUCGAAACCAAGCUUUCCAAAGCUCUCGAAGAAAAGGCUCUCAAGCCCUGGUUCAACCCCUUUGCGCGCGUAGCCGCCGGCAUCGUCCGCGGCAUCCCCUGGCUCGAAGACCUCAACCGAUUCCCCAAGACCCGGCUGCGGGUCGAGCAAUACGGCCGGAUCGCCGAGAUCACCUCGCAACCCACCGACUCCAAGGUGGUGCCGCGCUUCGCGUACGUCGACUUCAUGCUGGUGCGCGACUCCAUCAUGGCGCGGAACUGCAUGCACGGCUUCGUGAUCAAGCCGCACAGCAUCUGGAACUGGCUCACCUCCCACCCGCGGCUCGUCAUCCCCGUGCUCGCCGCCAUGCUCGCCGCCCUGACCGUGGUCAUCUUUGACCCGAUUCGGAAAUUCUUCGUCAAGAGCUACGUCAAGCACAAGAAUUCCCUGACGAGCAACCGCUUCAUCGGAUGGAUCAAGACCCAGACGGAUACCCUCCUCGGCAGCAAGAAAAAGGACAAGAGGCUCAGUCUGUCCGCGUUUUGGAACCAGCGCCAGGGCCUCAUCGAGGACAUUGAAUCCGGCCUCGCCGAUCCGCAGGGCACCUUUAUCGUCGUGCAAGGGUCCAAGGGCUCCGGGCGGGACGAGCUCGUGGAGCAGGCGACCAAGGAUCGCAAGUACGUGCUGACCAUUGACUGCAAGGCCAUUUGCGAUUCCAACGGCGAGACGGGCGUGAUUCGCAAGCUGGCCGCCACCGUCGGGUACCGGCCCAUCUUUUCGUGGGCCAACAGCAUGAGCAGCAUGGUCGACCUCGCCGUGCAGAGCACCACGGGCGUCAAGGCCGGCUUCUCCGAGACGUUUGACGCGCAAAUCUCCAAGAUCCUACACACCACCGCCAGCGCCCUCAAGGAGGUCUCGCUCUCGAGCCGCCCCGACAAGAGCCCCGAGACCGAGGAGGCCUUCCUCGAGUCCCACCCGCAGAGCCGGACCGUCCUCGUGAUUGACAAUUUCCUCUUCACGAGCGAGGAGAACAAGUCGCGCAGCAACGUCAUCUACGACAAGAUCUCCGAGUUCGCCGCCACGCUCGUCCAAAACAACAUUUCCCAAGUCAUCGUCCUCACCAACGACGGCGCCUUCUCCAAGGUCCUGGGCCGCGCCUUGCCCGACCGGUCCCUGCGCCACAUUGCCCUCGGCGACCUCCCGACCGACCUGAAGAAGGCUGAAAAGGAGGGCGAAAAACCCGUCAAGUUCGCCAAGCCCGACCUCGCCGAGCUGAGCGGCAGCCUCGAGGUCAUUGGCGGCCGUCUCGCCGACCUCGACCUCUUCGCCACCCGCCUCAAGUCCGGCCAGACGCCCAACCAGGCCGUCGACGAGAUUGUCAACCAGUCCGCCGCCGAGAUUGUCAAAAACUUCAUCGUCCGCGAAGAAUCCUCGUCCUCCUCGUCCUCGAGCGACGACAACAAACCCGCCUGGACCGUAGAGCAAGCCUGGUGGGUCAUCAAGACCGUCGCCGACCGCAAAACCCUCUCCUACGACGAAGCCCUCGUCAGCGCCCCCUUCUCCGCGGGGCCCCACCCCGCAGGCCAAGCCCUCGACGCCCUCGCCGCCACCGACCUCGCCGCCUUUGCGCUCCUCGCCCGCGACGCCGCCCUCCGCUCCCGCAUGGACCGCGCCGUCCUCGCCUCCCAGGCCAAGGCCGAAAAGGCCAAGAUCGAGGCCGCCGAGCGCGAGCUCGCCGUCCUCGCCGCCCUCCGCCCAAGCUCGGCGCCCAGGUCGCCGGCCGCGUCUCCUACCUCCUCGCGAACCUCGACGAGAGCCAGCGCAAGAUUGUCGAUUUCGAGACGGAGAUUGCGCGCUUGA